AUGGAGAUCGCCUUGGUGAGUUUUGAGAACGGCGGCGCCAAAGGGAGCGGUGGAGGCGGAGGAGGCGGCAAUGCCGAGGAGAGCUGCCGGAACGCGCUGGAUGUCCCUCAGCCCGGCUUCGUGCAGACUGGACUCGGGGAGGACUUUGGCAAAGAGCUGAACACCCGGGGGAGUCCCCAGCCGCGGCUGCACCCGCUCAGCAGCUCGUGGAAAAUCAACGACAUGAACAGCACUUUCAGCUGCAGCGAGAACGCCAUGGAUGCGCUUUUACGCGCGGACCACAGUCCGCAUCUGUUCGACGAGGACAUGAUGGACAUGCACAUGGACACGGAGAGCAACGAGAGGGUGCUCAUCAACAUCGCCGGGCUGAGGUACGAGACCCAGCUAGGAACCCUCAACCAGUUCCCUGACACUUUGCUCGGAGACCCCGCCAAGAGGAUCAAGUACUUCGACCCGCUCCGGAACGAGUACUUCUUCGACCGCAACAGACCGAGUUUUGACGGGAUUUUGUAUUUUUACCAGUCAGGUGGGAAGGUCCGGAGACCCGUGAACGUGUCCAUCGACGUGUUCGCGGAUGAGAUCAGGUUUUACCAGCUGGGGGAGGAGGCCAUGGAGCGGUUCCGAGAGGACGAGGGCUUUAUAAAAGAGGAGGAGAAGCCGCUGCCUCAGAACGAGUUCCAGAAGCAGGUCUGGCUCAUAUUCGAGUACCCGGAGAGCUCGAGUCCCGCCCGGGGCAUCGCCAUCGUGUCCGUGCUCGUCAUCACCAUAUCCAUCAUCACCUUCUGCAUGGAGACGCUGCCAGAGUUCCGGGACGAGCGGGAGCUGAUGGUCACCAACCGCCUGGACAACAGCACCGCGCCGCGGCCGUCCCUCACCUUCACCGACCCCUUCUUCAUCAUCGAGACCACGUGCGUCAUCUGGUUCACCUUCGAGCUCUUCGUGCGCUUCUUCGCGUGCCCGAGCAAGUCCGAGUUCUCCAAGACCGUCAUGAACAUCAUCGACAUCAUGUCCAUCAUGCCUUACUUCAUCACAGUGGGCACGGAGCUGGCGGAGCAGCAGGGUCAGGAGCACCAGAACGGGCAGCAGGCUAUGUCCCUGGCCAUCCUGAGGGUGAUCCGCCUGGUGCGGGUCUUCAGGAUCUUCAAGCUCUCCAGACACUCCAAGGGGCUCCAGAUCCUGGGCCAGACCCUGAAGGCCAGCAUGCGGGAGCUGGGCCUGCUCAUCUUCUUCCUCUUCAUCGGGGUCAUCCUCUUCUCCAGCGCCGUGUUCUUCGCGGAAGCGGACGAGCCGGAGUCUCACUUCUCCAGCAUCCCGGACGCCUUCUGGUGGGCGGUGGUGACCAUGACCACGGUGGGCUACGGGGACAUGAGGCCGGUGACGGUGGGGGGGAAGAUCGUGGGCUCGCUGUGCGCCAUCGCCGGUGUGCUCACCAUCGCGCUGCCGGUGCCGGUCAUCGUGUCCAACUUCAACUACUUCUACCACCGGGAGACGGACCAGGACCAGUCCUCCCUGAAGGACGAGCCCAACAGCGGCCGAGCGAGUCCCGAGCUCAAGCGCAAAGGAAGUAAAUCCUCCAACAAGUCCCAGGACGCGGAGAACCACGAAGCGUCGGCCGCUGGAGAGAAGGCGAACAUCAAGGCCAACAGCAGCAUGGACUUCAAGAGAUCCCUUUACGCGUUCUGCCUGAACACACGGGAGACGGACCUGUAGACCCCCCACUGUGACCCCCCCGUUAAUGGCUCUUAAGUCUUUGCACAUGGCGCAGGAGGAUCAACACAUCGCAAUCCUGAAAAGUUUUAAGAGCGCCGGGGUUGAUUUAUAAAAAGCACAUUUUAAUCCGCCUCAAUCUGGUGAGCACAUCCCUUAGUGAAGAGUUCUGACCCAACCCCGGAGCACGUGACGCCACACGGAGGCCCGUGAACUCAGCAGGACCGUUACCAGGGGGCGACUCUCUGCACUCUUUGUACAUAAUGUAGGAAACAGUCCAUAUUCUGCAACACGAGAAAAAGCCACAUUUUGUUUUUUCUUACCUUCCCUACAUUUAGUCAUUAUGUUUACAAGAAAAGUUGCCGCAAAAGUGUACAUAUCUCCCACACGCCUACUAGUUAUGAAUUGGAUUACGGUGUUAUUGUAGAUUUUGAAAAACAGAAAAGAAACAAGUAUAUUUUUGAGACGCAGGCGCCUGUUUCCCUUCGCUCAGGUUCUGUCACAGAAGUGAAACACUUUCCCUUUGUCCAGCUGAGAGUCGCUUGGUUCUCAGACGACCUGGAUCCAGACGCUGAACAGCAGCAGCCUUGUUUAUGAUCAUUUGAGUUUUUGAGAAGUAAAGGACCUUGUGGAAGUAAAGUGAAGGAAUGAGCCAAGACACGAGGACAGAGCGGAGACCACCUGGAGAGAAGAAGCCACACUGACACCAGAGGGGAACCCUGCCCUCCGACCAUCAGGACACUUCACCACAGGACCCGUCCCCCCGGAAUCGAACCCACUGCUGCUGCAGCGUGGAACACCCACUUUUGGAACUUUGUGCCUUCAACCAAAAUUCACCAGUGAUACUUCUGAAGCUUUUUGUUUUCUUGCAUCUCUUGUUGGUUUUCCUUGGUGAGGACAGAGGAUCAAUCUGCCUGAUGUCCGAGGGCCUGGGGGGGGCUGCUUUGUCUCUCUGAGCCAGGACAUGAAACGUUCCAUUAUGUCCUAAAAUGUUCUUUUUUACUACGAAUAGUGUCAGUGAUUUACUUCAUAUCAGAAGAAAUCCCUUUCUGUGCAAUAUCAGUGGAUAUUUAUGUGGAGUUGUCGUGUGGAUUUAGACUUUGGACAAACUUUUUGGUUUAUUUUUUAACGAUGUUUUCCUGAUUUCUAUUUUUCUAAAACGAUAAGUCAGAUGAGGGGAGAGAAAAAAAAAUACGUGAAGGGAAUGAAGACGUUUGGUUGUUGCUAAAAGACGAUUUGUUCAAGUUAAGUUUUCCUCAACUACAUUCCCUCCUGCUCGGACCAGGGCCAAAGCCAUAGCCUAUCUCAGAACCCCCCCCAGGGGCCGAGCAGCCAGAUGCAUUCUGGGCCUCCGCUCGUCGGCUCGGCUGUGGGACUUCUCGAGCUGUUCUGGUUUCUACUGUUACGUUCAGGGGCUUGAACCUGAAGUCGUUAGUAUUCUCUACCUUUGUGUGGCCUGUUCUCUUUGCUGUUAUUUUGUACUUCCUCCUACAUAUCAGUCGAGCAACUAUAAGUGACAUGAGUGUGUGCACGUCGGAGAGGAUGAGCGGGUGGGAGAUGAAACACUGUAAAUUCUCAAAUGCAAGACAAGCAAUGAUCAGGUGUCAUUAAAAUGUCCCACACAAAGUUAACAGAUUUAAAAAUAAUCAUGAAGGUUAAACAUGUAAGAAAAGUUUGUGUUCAACUGAACCAGAAGGUUCCACUGUUUCAUCUGCUGGGUUCACAGCCUGCUCUGCUAAAUCUCACACCGGGUUCCAGUUGGUUCUAAACCUCAUGUGUCACUGGGAAAACACGUCAACAAGUCAACACGUCAACACGUCAACAAGUCAACACGUCAACAAGUCAACAAGUCCCAAACCCAAAGUUCAAAAACAAAACCCCAGAUAUUCUAAAUACAAUCUUUAAAAAACGUAGACAAUCAGUAAAAAGACUCCCACAGCUGCAGGUAUUUCCAGAAUCCUCUUCAAACCAUUUGGAUGAAAAAAUAUUAGAAAUAUUUAUCCUUUUAUAUAUAUUUUUUAUUCUUGAAAGUUUUUACGAGCUGUGACUGUUUCCAAUCCAAACUAACAUGGUAGCUAGCAUCGACAUAUCUCACGCUCAAUGACAUGAACUCAGAUUACAGUAUUUAUUUAAUUUUUAUACACAAUAAUAUAUUUAUUUACUGCAUCUGUUUUUUGUUUCUAGCAGGGACGUGUGUAAUUUCUGGAUUCACAGGAAUUAGCUUUUAAAAUCUAUAUUUUGCUUCAAUCAAACCUGUUUUUUCAUCCAGAUGUUUUUGAGGAAGUGAGAAACUAAAUGUUUGUUAGAUUUGUGCCUUGUUUUCUGAAGUAGUUUCAAACUGCGUCGGGUCUGUGCAGGUUGGUUCACGUGGUCCACACGUCUCAGACUGGUCACUGUCCGAUCUACCAGUGAAUUACCAUGAACUGGAUGUGGAACCGGUUCCUGGAGUGUCUGGGUUACACCUUAUCUGUUUAACAUAAAAUCAGUUAAAUAGUGUGGCUAUUUGAGAAUUUACAGUAACUCCAGUUUUAUUGUUUCAACCCUGUUUCCUGUCAUUGUGAAUCGUGUUCUGUGAAUCCUUGAAGCUGCUAAUCCAUGUAAUGUGUAGAUGGGAGAUAUCCAGCCUUAUCCCUGACGUCCUAUCAGCAUCCUCCAUAUACCUCACACACACACACACACACACGUAAUCAUUCUUCAGGCGUAUUGGUUUCAUGCAUCAGUGAUUCACUUGCCUCAGUUUGAGCCUUUCAGGGAAUCGUCACUUUCACAAAACCAAACUUUUCUGUCGUGUUUUCAGUUCAGUGGUUUUAUUUUCACCCGUUUUUCAGAAUGAAUCUUUAUUCAUUCAUCUAAACAAAGGUGAAAACAACUUUAACAAGUGUGUGGACUUAAAAACCUUGAUGUGUGACAGUGGAAAAAAUCCUUAAUUUGAUAACUUGAUUAUCAAGAGUAACCACAUGAGAGAAAAGGAUCCUGACACCACAGGAACAUAUCAGUUUGAGUUUGGUUGAAGGUUUGUAGAACAUGUCAGGAGAAACCUUCUGUGUCUUCUGGACACCAGAGUCUUCACAGUUCUCACAAAUGAAAGAAAUCUCUUCUGAAGUUUUUCUUUUUUAUGCAACUGAAACAGAAACGAUGAAAAACCCUCGAAGGCACAAACUGGUCCACAAGUCCGUCUCACCUGAAUCCACCUGUUACAGCAUUUUAACAACUUGCUUGAAAAGCAAGUGUUAGUAGGAAAACCUACAAGUGUUUGGUUUCUUUUUUUAUGGUAGUUCUUCUUUUUUUAUUGCAUGGUUUUGACUGAACUCCGCCCCAUGAUGAUGUGUUCUGCCAACAGUAGUGGAGGCAGCUUCCCUUCCGUGUGGAGUCCGUGGACUCUGCUGCCUGCGAGUGGAGCUGCCUCCGUCCAGCACCACCUUCCACCGACACCGUCCCCAAAACAAACGCUGCCAAAUUGGUCUGAAUAAGCCAAAUUUUUUCUGACGUUCUCUGUGUAAAGGUGGUUGAAGUGUAUCACAUGUUAAACCUCAUCCCGUUAAUGUUACGUUGUGUUUUUAACAAAAAAGAAUCCUGUUUGUUAAAAUGUUGAUAAUAUAUGCAGAAGACUUACGAAAUAAACUGAAACAAACUCAA
This is a messenger RNA of Platichthys flesus (European flounder), 5343 nucleotides long. Its product is annotated as potassium voltage-gated channel subfamily A member 1. The coding region runs from base 1 to 1710 and encodes 569 amino acids. The record is from RefSeq and is a predicted model, not a curated record. Gene Ontology annotation, biological process: protein homooligomerization; potassium ion transmembrane transport. Gene Ontology annotation, molecular function: protein binding; delayed rectifier potassium channel activity. NCBI's taxonomy places the organism in Eukaryota, Metazoa, Chordata, Actinopteri, Pleuronectiformes, Pleuronectidae. Gene Ontology annotation, cellular component: membrane; voltage-gated potassium channel complex. The transcript is spliced from 2 exons.